Messenger RNA from Penicillium psychrosexuale, 1401 nucleotides. Its product is annotated as protein kinase. The transcript has 3 exons. Lineage: Eukaryota; Fungi; Ascomycota; Eurotiomycetes; Eurotiales; Aspergillaceae. Gene Ontology annotation, biological process: regulation of mRNA processing; spliceosomal complex assembly; protein phosphorylation. Gene Ontology annotation, molecular function: ATP binding; protein kinase activity. The record is from RefSeq and is a predicted model, not a curated record. Bases 1 to 1401 code for a protein of 466 amino acids.
AUGGCUGGUCUACGAAUGCGCCUCAAAACCCCAUCGUCCCCGCUCUCUUUCACUGUCCGACCACGUUAUUUUCAACUACCUCCCCUCGUCCAUCGACUGACUCACACUGUGGCAGCACACAGUCAAGCAAUCGAAGAGCAGACCCUCCCAUCUUAUCAUAAAAAAUAUUAUUACCCUGUCAAAAUUGGCCAGGUCUUUAAUGAUCGAUAUCGGAUAAUCGCGAAGCUUGGCUAUGGUGCCUACUCGACUGUUUGGCUUGCGCGGGAUGAAAGGUCUUAUCCCACUAGAAUUGUUUUGAUAUCAGCCCCGGUUGCUGACUUGACCUAUAGGGCGAAUGAAUAUACUUCGCUGAAGGUUUCUGUGCGGAUUGACAACAAUAAUGCCGAGUCCUCUCCCGUUCUCAACGAAAUCGACAUGCUCCAGCGUUUGAAUCAGUUUGCUGAUAAGGAUCAUCCUGGGCUUGACUUUACAAGACUUGCGCGUGAUAUGUUUGAAACAGAAAGUUUCGCUGGUCGUCAUUAUUGCAUUUCAUACAAGCCUCAAGGCAACAGUGUCCGUACAUUACAGGAGGCAUUUCCUAAUGCAAUGAUCCCUAAGGCUUUAGUGAAAUCCUUGAUACACCGCCUAUUCUUCUCUGUGAACUGGCUACAUGCAACAUGCGGCGUUGUCCAUACUGAUAUUUCACCCCAGAAUGUCUUAAUGGAAAUUGAUGACGACACUAUCCUGCAAGAUAUUGAAGACCAGGAAUCCCAGGAUCCAAGUUUGCCGAUAACCUCCACCAUUAAUGGGGCUAUGCCGAUAGUUGUCUACAAAUCUAGACCUACCAUGCUAGCAGUGUCCGGCCACCCUAUUCUUACAGACUAUGGUCAAAUGCGACUGGUCGAAGGAUGCGUGAAUCAAGACUGGUGGAUGUCUGAUCUCUACCGUGCUCCCGAAGUGCUCUUGCAUCUACCAUGGGGAUAUGCAGUUGAUAUAUGGUCAAUUGGCGUUAUGACCCUUGAACUUUUGGAGGGAAAAAACCUCUUCGAUCCGGUUGACCGUGUCCAUGGCCAGUAUGUACUUCCAUUGGCUUUAGCACAAUAUAUCGGAUAUCUUGGCCCCCCUCCCUUGAAUAUUAUCCAGAACAGCCCCCUUUUCUCAACCUACUUUGAUGCACAGGGUCAGUCUCCCCCCUUCCCCCCGGGUCAACGCCUAUUCUCACUCAAAGCAAUUACAGGGAAUUGGAUCUCCGAACCACCAAUACCAAAAACCUCACUCGAGGACUUUGUUACAACAAUCCCACCGGGGGAGGAGAAAGAUCAGUUUUUGCGGUUUAUACGGAAAAUCUUGACCUGGGACCCGGAAGUGAGAGCCACGGCGAACGAAAUUAUACCAGACGAAUGGCUUAUGAGGCCGUUUUGA